AUGGAAUACAGCUUCACGUUUACUUCAAAGGCGCACAACAAUCUCAAUCUCACCAAACGCCUCGUACUAUCUGAAGUAGCACAGAUAUUUGAUCCACUUGGCUUCUUAUCACUAGUCAUUAUUCGAGCUAAAGUGCUCUUGCAAGAAUUAUGGCUCCACAAUCUCAAAUGGGAUGAUCCACUGCCAUCCACGUCACAACUCGAUGGAUCGCGAUCAGAGAAGAUCUUACAAGUCUGGCCAGACUCUCAAUACCUAGGUGGUUCAACACCUACAGCAAUUCUACAGUGGAACUACAUGGCUUCUCCGACGUAUCUCAAUUCGCCAUGGCGGAACUGCUCUGAUGCUGGCAAAAUUAAUGAAAUACGUUCAAGCAAAUCUCAACAUUGCUACGGACUCUCAACAUUGCUACAAAUCUCAAACUCAACGGACUCUCAAGUGACACUUACAUGGAUCAAAUCUCACGCAUCGCGGUGGAAGGACUACAUCAAGAAUCGUGUGACACAAAUUCAAGAAAUCACGCAAACUGCACAUUGCAUUCACAUUCCUGGCACAUCGAACCCUGCUGAUUGCGCAUCACGAGGCUUAACAACUGCUCAGCUUGAACAACAUAGGCUAUGGUGGAGGGGACCACCAUGGCUUUCUCAAUCACGUGAAUCAUGGCCUGCACAACACAAUUCAUCUGACGACACUUGCCUGCAGGAGUGUCGUCCAGGAAUCUCACACGUACUCACGUGUCAAAAACUCGAAUACCAUUGGCACUUGAUUUACAAAUACUUUUCACUACACAAACUCUUUCAUAUUACCUCAGCUUGUUUCAGCUUUAUCUCCAAACUGAGGAAAUCGACAGCACCUUCAAUUUUCGUCUCAAAUUUGCCAGUUGACUUGAAAAAGGCCAAGACGUUCUGGAUCAAGGCCACUCAAUCGGCCUACUUCUCACACGAGCUCAAGAUGAUGGUCAACAAUCAAACAUUGCCUUCAUCUCACGUCUUCAGCCGACUGACGGCCUUCAUGGACGAUCAAGGUGUCAUUCGAGUUGGAGGAAGACUCACAAACGCACCGUUGACCUAUGAAGAUCACUCCCACAAAGCAACGCUUCAUAGAGGUACAGAAUUCACACUCGCUCACAUCAGGCAGACUUACUGGAUCAUCGGUGGACGAGCUCCAGUUAAAUCGUACAUCCUGCGGUGUGUUGUGCCCAUCAACUGA
This is a messenger RNA of Osmia lignaria (orchard mason bee), 1206 nucleotides long. The record is from RefSeq and is a predicted model, not a curated record. NCBI's taxonomy places the organism in Eukaryota, Metazoa, Arthropoda, Insecta, Hymenoptera, Megachilidae.